AUGGCCGCUCCAACGCAGCUGCCUUUGUCUCAGCAUGGUGUAGAUGCUGACGAUUCCCGUCCGUUCCAGUACAUCAGUGUCGGGGAUUCGAUCCUGCCAGCUAAGCGUGACGAAGAUGCUGAGGAUUCAUGUCCGUUCCAGUACGUCCGUGUCCGGGACACGAUCCUGCCACCUCAGCUUCAACAUCCGUCGGAGACAGCUAAGGUGGAAGUGGUUGAGCUUCCGCACCUGCUUCCUCUACGCCGUCCAGGUCUCUGCUCCAUACAGCAGCGUCGGCAGGAUGACCGUUCUGUACAUUUUGAGUUUGGUGUUGAGAUGGAGGUCGUGAUAAUUCCAAACUGUGCUUUGCAGACAGCCAAAGGCCUGCCUGGCUUUUGA
Spirometra erinaceieuropaei is the source of this 378-nucleotide messenger RNA. Lineage: Eukaryota; Metazoa; Platyhelminthes; Cestoda; Diphyllobothriidea; Diphyllobothriidae. The record is from the annotation of a GenBank genome assembly.